UGUGAAAGUCUUGAAGAAUAACUCAUUGAUCAAUCCUUACAAGCCAUAGAGUUUCUCGUGCCAACCCUUCUAAGAAGUUACUCGCGGAAAACCUGCGCUGUUCUCCGUAAACGUCAAUUUCGUGUUUUCGCUUGGACAUACAAACAGGGCAGCUGCAAUGUGGAUUCAGGUGCGCACAAUGGAUGGACGGGAGACCCACCGGGUGGAUUCCCUGUCGAAGCUCACCAAGGUGGACGAACUGCGUCUCAAAAUCUCAGAGCUCUUUAAAGUCGAGCCAGAGAGGCAGAGGCUGUUCUACCGUGGCAAGCAGAUGGAGGACGGCCAUACCAUAUUCGACUACAACGUGGGUCUAAACGACAUAGUGCAGCUGCUUGUGAGGCAGAAAAUGUCUGCUGUUGAUGUCGUCAAAAGCAAGGACAAGGAAGCCGAGCUUUCUGACUCUGAUUCUGGUUGUGGCUCAACCCAGAGCGAGUCUGACAAGAGCUCCACUCAUGGAGAGGUAGAAGGUCAGACUGCUAGCACCUCCUCCCAGACAAACACCCCAGAGCUCGUCGAUCCGGGGUUUGGAUUGUACAAGAUCAAUGAGCUGGUGGAUGCAAGGGACUUGAACAUGGGGGCUUGGUUUGAGGCCCAGAUUGUGAAUGUUACCAAGACAACAAAGACUCCUAAAGAGGAGGCCGCUGAGGAGGUGUCCGCUGAGGAGAUCCUGUACCAUGUGAAAUAUGAAGACUACCCAGAGAAUGGAGUCAUUCAGUUGCUCGGUAAGGAUGUUCGCCCGCGCGCCAGAACGGUGUAUCAAUGGCACCAGCUGGAGCCAGAAAUGGUCAUCAUGGUAAACUACAACCCAGACGACCCCAAAGAGCGGGGUUACUGGUAUGAUGCCGUGAUCGAGAAGAAGAGGGAGACGCGCACUGUGCGAGAAAUCUAUGCAAAGAUUAUCCUCGGGGAUGCUGGUGACUCUAUUAAUGAUUGCCGGAUCAUGUUCCUGACUGAAAUCUAUAAGAUCGAGGAGCCUGGUUCUCCAGGUGAUGCCCCAGCUGGAUCUGAGAGUCCCUUAAAAAGAUCAAAUGGACCGGAGUGCAAGCACUGUAAGGAUGAUCCCAAGAAAAACUGUCAGUGGUGUAACUGCCAUAUCUGCGGCAUCAAGCAGGAUCCUGACAAACAGUUGCUGUGUGAUGAAUGUGACAUGGCCUUUCACACUUACUGCCUCAACCCUCCGCUCACCACCAUCCCUGAAGACGAGGACUGGUAUUGCCCAGGUUGCCGUAAUGAUGCCAGUGAGGUUGUGUUGGCUGGCGAGAAGCUGAAGGAAAGCAAGAAGAAGUCUAAGAUGGCUUCUGCCAGCUCCUCGAGCCAGAGGGACUGGGGCAAGGGAAUGGCCUGUGUUGGUCGAACAAAGCAGUGCACGAUUGUCCCAUCCAACCAUUAUGGACCAAUCCCUGGUGUCCCGGUUGGCUCCAUGUGGAAGUUCAGAGUGCAGGUCAGUGAAUCAGGAGUCCACAGGCCUCAUGUGGCUGGGAUUCACGGCAGGAGCAAUGACGGAGCCUACUCUCUGGUGCUGGCAGGAGGAUAUGAAGAUGACGUGGAUGAUGGUAAUGAAUUCACUUACACUGGCUCUGGGGGACGAGAUCUGUCUGGAAACAAGAGGACUGCUGAGCAAUCGUGUGAUCAGACACUUACACACAUGAACCGGGCGGUGGCUCUCAACUGCAACGUCCCAGUCAAUGACAAAAACGGAGCGGAGUCAAAGAGCUGGAAACAAGGAAAACCGGUUCGAGUUGUGCGCAGUUGCAAAGGCCGCAAGCACAGUAAAUACUCCCCUGAGGAAGGCAACCGAUAUGAUGGCAUAUAUAAGGUGGUGAAGUACUGGCCAGCAAAGGGCAAGUCUGGCUUCCUGGUCUGGCGGUACCUGCUGAGGCGUGACGACGAUGAGCCGGCUCCAUGGACCAGAGAUGGCAAAGAGCGCAUCAAGAAGCUCGGCCUCACCAUUCAGUAUCCUGCUGGCUAUCAGAAAGAGAAGGAGAACAAAGAUGAAGUGGAGGAAGAGGCGGCGACACCCAGCAAGGCAAAGAGGAAGAGAAAAUCUCAAGGCAGCGAUUCCUCAAAAACCCCACCAGGCAGAACUCCUAAGAAAGUUAAGUUAGAGGUGUACAAGCUUACCCAGGAGCAGAAAUCCCUCAUCAAGAAUGACAAGCAAAACAAGAAGGUUUGGGAUGAAGCCAUGGAGUCACUGUCUCUUGGGCCGAAAUUCUUAAACAAAGUUGAAGAAAUUUUCCAUUGCAUUUGCUGCCAGGAAGUGGUCUAUCAGCCCGUUACCACAGAAUGCCAACACAAUGUUUGCAGGGAAUGCCUCCAGCGGUCAUUCAGAGCAGAUGUGUACACCUGCCCGGCAUGCAGGCACGACAUGGGCAAAAACUACCCCAUGACGGUCAACAAAUCCCUGCAAGAUAUUCUAAAUCAAUUUUUCCCAGGGUACAGCAGUGGCCGAUGAUCAUUGGUUCUGCCAAUUCAGCGCUCAAGGAAUAUCAAGUUAAACUGUAAGGGGAGUUUUCAGUAGAGGCAAUAAAGAAUCAGUUUCUCUUAAUAUAUUUUUAUGACUAUAAAACUGCAAUUUGUGGACUUCAAUGCUACCGUUUUCACCUUGGCUUUGCCAUAAUGUGUAGAUAGAUAGAUCAAAAUUUCCUUAAACUGUAUCAUUACUCCGUUAAUAUCUUUCGCCGAGACCCAGCAGUUUAUUUGUUCCACAAUCUAAUGCUAAUUUUAUCCUUUUAUUGUAAAUGUUUUAAUCCAAUUCCUCCACGUUAGCACUCCUCUUUGAAUGUUGACUCAAACUUUUUGCUCAACUUGUUUGGGUAUUUUUUAUUUGAAUCUGAAUUUGUUCUGUUCGUAUAGGAUUGGUUAUUUUGAUGCAUUUAAAAAUAAUCAAGACUGCAGUAAGUGUUUAUAAUUGGAUUACGUUCACAUCUGAUCUUAAAACAUCUGAUAAGGAACUUAAACACAGAAUACAGCAAGUGUCCUUUGAAAGCAAUCAUUUCCCUUUUUUGUUUGCACAUCGACUGGACGAUUCAAACUACAAUAAGGUUAAUGCACGUCACGUCCUGUGUGAAGGGUCCUGUACUCUUCUCCACUUUACUUGUAUCUAUUUGGGUUCAAUAGACAAAUUAUUAACAUAAUCUUGGCAAACUCGAGGACCAAAUGUGACCUUAUUUUGAAAUAAUCCGAUGAUUGAAAUUACACCAGUUUGGCAAGUGGACGAAGCUGCCCCAUUCGGUCUGGAUGAUGCCUGACAUACAAGCACAAUCUGGACACGUCCGUUUUUGUUUUUGAGGUUGAGCUGUCUGAGAGUUUCUUGUUGGGGAAUGGUGUCAUCAAGUGGUUGGAUUUUCUAACCAUUGUAUUGGUUCCUUAUAUAUGUUCAUACAAUAACGUUAUACCUGUUUAUGAAGUUUGGGAGAUUUGUCUUGAAAGUAAACAUGGAUUUUUAAAAACUUAAAAGCUAGACACUAUACUAUGGUAAAGAUUUAAAUUUUCCCUGUUUUGAAAAGUUACUUUGUUAAAGUCCAAAGAAACAAGUGCUUAACCAAGGGUGAAUGUAGGAAUCUCAUCCAUUUAGAUCAAACCUGACUGAGUCUAGAAACUUUAUUUGUCCUUUUUCUCUAAACUUUAAUUUUGUACCAUUUCAUCUCUAAUGAAGUAAUCCAUUACUGCCAUCUGUGGGGAAAGGGUGUUCAAUCAAAUUUGUGUCUCUUGUCGUCACGUGUAAUACCAGACCUCUAUUUAAAAACAAAUGUUUGCGUCAAGAUGAAAUGUUAAGAAAAUUC
This is a messenger RNA of Gasterosteus aculeatus aculeatus (three-spined stickleback), 3821 nucleotides long. RefSeq names its product ubiquitin-like with PHD and ring finger domains 1 (gene uhrf1). Gene Ontology annotation, biological process: negative regulation of gene expression via chromosomal CpG island methylation; protein ubiquitination. Gene Ontology annotation, molecular function: protein binding; ubiquitin protein ligase activity; metal ion binding. Lineage: Eukaryota; Metazoa; Chordata; Actinopteri; Perciformes; Gasterosteidae. The record is from RefSeq and is a predicted model, not a curated record.